Molecule: messenger RNA, 732 nt
Organism: Aptenodytes forsteri (emperor penguin)
Lineage: Eukaryota; Metazoa; Chordata; Aves; Sphenisciformes; Spheniscidae
Gene: FAM32A
Product: family with sequence similarity 32 member A
Exons: 3
Cellular component (GO): nucleolus
Source: RefSeq, a predicted model, not a curated record
UCUGCCCGCAGGAAGAAGAAGAAGGCGAAAGACAAGGCCCAGAUCCUGGAGCAGAUCGUGAGCAGCAAGAAGCAGGAGGAGGAGAAGAAGCGCGGCCUGGACAAGCGGACCCCGGCGCAGGUGGCCUACGAGAAGAUGCAGGAGAAGCGGCAAAUGGAGAGGAUCCUGAAGAAAGCGUCAAAAACCCAUAAGCAGAGAGUGGAGGAUUUCAACAGGCACUUGGAUACUCUGACUGAGCAUUACGACAUUCCUAAAGUCAGCUGGACUAAGUGAACGGACUGCUUUUCAAGGCUUUGGAUGAGGAGUUGUGUUUUGUUUGUAUGGGACAGGGUUGCCAUGUAAAUCUGUGUAUUCUCCAUAUUGAAUGUUUAAUAUAUCUUCUGAACGUUUAUGACUCUGUACUUAUUUCAUUGUUUUGGGUUUUAAAACCAAGUAUUCAACCGAGCAUCUUCUUGGCUGAUGAGCUCUGAUUUACAGAGGUGCAGAGGGCUGGGGGUUUGUUAGUGGGAUUAAAGCCAAAAUCAACUGCUGGAAAAUGUUCCUUUAUUUGUUGGAUACUAACAGUUCCCCUUUUUAGAAGCGAAGAGUCUGACAGUCUCAUGUAGCCUAAGCUUCCCUUAUAAGUUGUAGGAAUUGUAUCAUUUCUUUCUAUCUAGAGUUCUUUCAGAGGUGGGGGGUCUGCUGUAAUUUGCAACUUUGAUGUAGCUUCUUAUUAAAAUGCUGCUUUCAUCC